UCUAAUAAGAGACACGUUUGCAUCAUUGCGUGCGUCAGUUUUUUUCGAGAAAAUUUUACAGUGACGAUAGAAGAUCAAGAAAUGACCGAUCAAUCCGUUAGCGUAUCUUCAUAUCAUAUUUUGAUAUGCUACAACACAAUGCUUGCCAGAUCAUAUUACAGCAUAGGCUUAUAUAUCGAUAAAUGUUUCAAGUUAUAUCAUAUAAAGAAAAAUUAUUGAUUUCAUUGAAUUUUACAUAUAUGUGUAGUUUUAUUAUUUUGCGCAAUUCAAGAAUAAUAUUUUUAUUUAUUGUAAAUAAUUUUUAAUGUUUUACGUAUAAAACAUAAAACUGUCAACGUGUUAAAGUUUCCUUACGUACAGAAAAAUGUUUCAUGAAUUAUCGCAUUAAAGAACAAUGUAAACUCCUUGUUUUUUAUGACGAAUAGCUAUUAUAGUCAUUUUCUUCUUUAUCUUGAAAUUCUUCAAACGAUAGUUGUAUCUAUUUACGUUACAAUGUGGGACUAUUUUAGAUAUUUCGAUUUACAUUCGUUUGGAGUAAAAAAUGUUUUAACAACAGUUUUUACAUUUAUUUUUUUAUCGAUUUUGUAUGACAUCUAGCGAAAUAUUAGAUAGAUUCGAUAGUCGCUACAUGCGUAUUCGACACAAUGUGUGUAUAAAACAUAGUAUUUUUCAAAUUUAGACUCAAAUAUUUUUUUAUUAUUUGUGAUAUAAUUUGCAAAGUUAUAAUAUACGGCAUAGUAAUUAAUAAGAAUUAAAAUAUUAGGUUGGAUUUAAGAUGACAAAAACUAUCUUAUCGACAUUAUUCACCAUGUAAAUUUAUGAUAUACACGUUCUCGUAUGUACCGUUUGAGGUCGCAACCCAGAAGUAUUUGAAUUUGAAUAAAUUUCCAACCGUUACUGAGAGCGUGGAUAAAUGACGAGUUAGUGUAAAGGUGUUCAUCAAUUUAUUUUAAAUGUAGUGUAAAGUAUGAAUUAUUAACAAACAAGUACAAAAGUACAAAAAAAGAAACGAAAGUGUAAAAUUGUAAAAAUCUAAAGAAAUAGUUGAAGAAAAAUAUAUAGUUGAUAAAAUGUCAGAUAGCAUAAAAGUUGCUAUCAAGGUUAGGCCCUUAAUAAAAAGAGAGAAAGAUGAAAAUCUGCCGAAACAGUGGACAAUACAAGGAAAUUACAUAGUGUCGACAGAUGCAGAGAUGAAAAAACGCGGAGAAGGAGGAUUUCAUUUUGAUCAUAUUUUUGAUGAAGCAACUAAAAAUAGAGAUGUGUUUGAUACUGUUGUAAGACCUAUUGUCGAUGCUGCAGUAAAUGGUUUUAAUGGAACAGUAUUUGCUUAUGGUCAGACAAGUUCUGGAAAGACAUUUACUAUGAUGGGAGAUUUAAAUGAACCUGGAAUAAUAACAUUAGCUAUCGAACAUAUGUUUGAUGCUAUUGCUAAUACAUUGAGAAGAGAAUUUUUAUUAAGAGUGUCGUAUCUUGAAAUUUAUAAUGAAAAAGUUAAUGAUCUCCUAAAUAAAGGUGGAACAGAUUUAAAAAUGCAUGAAGAUAAUGGCCAAAUAGUUUUGAAAUGUAAAGAAGAAGUAACUAAUAGUCCUGAACAUGUUUUGUCAAUAAUGAAAAAAGGUAACAAGAGUAGGAGAAUAGAAGAAACUGAUAUGAAUGAACGUAGUAGCAGGAGCCAUACUAUAUUUCGCAUUACUAUAGAAAGUCGUGAAACUGAUACUGGCUCAGAUGGGGCAAUUCAAGUUUCACAGCUAAACUUAGUUGAUCUUGCUGGUUCUGAAAGAGCACGUCAAACAGGUGCUACUGGAGAACGUUUUAAAGAGGGACGACAUAUCAACAUGUCUCUUUCAACAUUGGGAUUAGUAAUAAUGCAAUUAAGUGAAUCACAAGAUAUACAAAAAUAUGUAAAUUUUCGAGAUAGCAAAUUAACGAGGUUGUUACAAGCUUCUUUAGGUGGAAAUGCUAUGACAGCAAUAAUAUGCACUAUUACACCAGCUGCAGUAGAAGAAUCUCACUGUACAUUAUCUUUUGCAUCGCGUGCUAAGAGUGUAAAAAAUAAACCACAGAUCAAUGAAGUUAUGUCUGAUGCCGCUCUUCUAAAGCGUUAUGCAAAACAAAUAGCUAAACUCAACACAGAACUAGAGAAAAUGAAACAGGAAAAUCGAACAGCUGAAGAAAUGGAAAACAGAUUACAUGAAAAGGAUCGUGUUAAUCAACUUUUGGAAGAACGAAUAGAAUUGUUAAAGACCAAGAUUGUUUCUGGAAGUAAUGCAAAUAUUGAAGAUUCAUUUGGAUAUAGAUCUAAAAGAAGACGAACUUGGGCAGGAGCUGUUACAUUCAAACAAAAUUUAUCAAUUUUUCAACCUAGCUAUGGUUUGCCCACAAUAAAAGAAAUGUCACCGGAAAAGUCUUGUAGAAAAAGUAUUAUUCAAUCUGUUGAUUUAAUGGAUCAAUCAUUCCAAACAGCUUUCACAGAUUUUGAAUUAGAAUUAAUUAAUGAUGAAAAAGAUAGGGAAAAUGAAGAUUCUAUAGACAGUGAUAAAGAUAUGUAUAUUACAAAAAAUAGACAUCAAAACCGUGUUACAUUCAUGGACGAUGUUUUUAUUUAUAAACCUAAUUAUGAUAUUUAUGAGAGUACACCCAUGAAGAAAGGUACACCAUGUCAGACAAAUGGUAAUCAAAAUUCAUUUCAUACACCAGAAAAAGUUUUAAGAGAAAGAAUUAAAUAUUUAAAACAAGAAUUUGAUGAACUUCGUGAGUUUACUACAUUGGAAAAGCAAAUGUACAUCGAAAAUCAUCAAUGUUAUAUCACUGAUGAAAAACAGCAACAUACUAUAAUGGCAAUAGAUAAGUCGCAAGAAAAAUCGGAAGAAAACGAAAUUAAGAUAGAACAGAAUUUAGAUCUGCAACAACAAAUAAGGAAUGUUACAUCGGAAAAUAAUUUAUUAAAAAAUGUAAUAUCCGAAGUAUUACAAUACGCCACUAAUACUACCGAUAUAAGUACGCAAGUAGAUAUAUCAAAUGAUAUGUCACAAACCGUAAAUGAAUCAUUCUUAGAUUUGCGUUUUAAUGAAAUUGAAGUAAAAUAUAUAUUAUCUAAGCUACAAAAAAAAAUUGCGAAAAGUAUAACACAACAUGAAAUAGAAAAUUUAGAAAAAAUCUCUGAAUUGGACAAUCAGAUGUUACAUCUUAAAUCUGAGAAUGUGGAAUUAAAAGAAAAAAUAAACUCUCUAAAACAAAAGAUAAAUGAACAAACGGAAAAACAAAUAAUAUAUGAAAAUGAAUUCCAAGAAAAUUUUAAUUCUAAAGAAAAUACAGUAAGUUUAAUAACUGAUACUACAGAACCUAUGCAAGAAAGGAAUUCCAUGCUAAUUGAUAUAAAAGAAAACUUUGAAUUUGGAGAGAGUACAGCCAAGCCAAAAGAGAUAGAAAAUAUAUUAGAACAGGGAAAGCAGUUAAUAGAAUUCUCACCUAUAAAAACUCGAAGAUCAUUGGAACAAUUAAAAUCAAAUAAUAAAACAUGUGAAGUACUACCUUUCAUGAUUAAAGAAAAAUUAAUUGAUCACAGUCCCGAAAUAGCAAGAGAUGCAGAAAUAUCUGUCCAUAUACAACGAAAAAAAUCAAUCUUAGAAGAAAAAGAAAAUAUAAUUACCGAGAUGAAUGAACAUAAGGACGUUUCUAUUAAUGAAAAAAUUGAUAAUUUUGAUUUUGAAGAUCUUUUGACUAAAUUACAUAAGCAUUUGAGUAGUAUAGAACAGUGUGAAAUUUUGAAAUUACAUCAGUUGAAUGAAAUAUUUACGUCACAAAACGAAGAAUUACAGUAUGUUUUAAAUGAAUUAAAUAAAAAAAAAAUAGAAAUGGAUUACAAUCAUAUAACAAAUUUCAUUAAUGAAAGUAUUAAUUUAAAAAGUCUUCUACAAGAUUUAGACGCAUUUAUUAAAUCUAUUGUAGCAAAAAAUAAAAAAAUGAAAGAACAAUUACAAAAACAGUUAUUUGUUUUGACUGAAAGUUUUAAUGACAAUGUUGAAAAUGAGGAAUUUGUAGCAGAUUUCGAUUUACAAACUCAAGAAUUACAUGAAAUAAAAAAUGAUGUGUUAGGACUUAAGCUAGAUAUAAAAAAGUUACAAAGAACUAUAUUCUUGUUAACUGCAGAAAAUGAAGAAUUAUCUGCUAAAUUGGCUGCAGAAAAGGAAAGUAAAGCUGAUUGUUUGAAAAAAACUGAUGAUUUAUACGAGCAAAUCUCUGAGAUAAAAAAUGAAAAAAAGGAUUUGUUAAAUGAAGUCCAAAUCCUUAAUGAACAAAUUGGAUGUUUACAAUCAAAGAAACUAGAUGUAGAGGAGGAGUUUUAUCAGGAUAGAACAAAUAAAUCGACAUCGAAUAUUGAAUUGUCAUAUGCGGACGUAGAGAAACAUGUAAAUGCAGACUUCAAGAAUAUUGGACAAGUUGAUUUGCCUACAAAUAUCAACGAAUCCAUGAAAGAUGAAGAAAGAAGCAUGGAAGGUGAUAAUGAUUUAUUUUUAGAUUGCUCCUUAUCAGAAACUGAAUUAAAAUCAUCUUCAAAAAAUAAUACUGAAAGGAAUGAAAAUAACACGGAACAAUUAGUAUUGGAUGAUAGUCUGUUAAAAUCUGAACUUAUUACAUUAAAAGAGAAAGUAACGUUACUAACAGAGGAAAAUGCACAACUCCUUAAAAAAUCUUUGGAGACUUUAAAAGAUGAAGGAGUGGAAGAUGAUAAGUCGGAUAUUUUAUCUAAAAAAUGUGUAACCUUAAAAGAGACAAUGGAUUAUCUUUUACAAUUAAAUAAAAGAUUAGCAGAUUUGAAAAUAAUUUCUUGCACUCAAUGUAUUCAAAUAAAGGAAUUAAAUGAAGAUAAUAAAGCUGUAAAAUUAAAAACAAAAAUGUUAACAGACAAAUUAGAGAAUUUGCAAGAAAAAUUCAAUCGCAAAUGCGCAGACAUAGAGGUACUCAAAAAUAAAGCGAAUGAAGAAUCAUUUUUAAACAUCUCUGAAAUAUCUUUAGAUGCAUCUUUGCUAGAUGGGAUAAAUGUAACUUCUGUAGAGGAGGAAGUUUCUCUUUUAAAUAAAGAAAUACAAGUAUUACAGGAUGAUCAUAUUAAAUUAUCGUAUUUACAUAAAGAGAAAUGUAACGAAAUUGAAAGGCUUCACAAUGCUACUGUAACUGAAACAAAUGUAUCUCCAUUGAAAAAAGAUGCAAAAAGGAACAGAUCUAAAAUUAAUAAAUUAAAGGAAGGCAUUGCUCAUGUGAAAGCCGACUUACACGAAUUGAAAAAUAAUAUUAUUUGCGAUCUUAAGAAGUCUUUAAAUGAAAUAAAAAUGUUAAAAUUUACAAACGACGAAUUAUCCAAAGUGGCAUCGCAUAAUAAUCUGUUAUUGGAAACUACUGACAAGAGUAUCAAGACACUUGAAAAGGAAGUUGUGAAUUUAAAUGCGGAAAUUGAGAAUUAUAAAAUGGUACAAGAACAAAUGACGAACGAAAAAUAUAAUUUGAAAGAGGAAAUGGCAAAUAUAAAGGUAAACAUAGAACAAAAAGAAGAUACUAUAAACGAUCUGCAACAAAUAAUCGAUGAAUGUAGGAAGGAAAAUAAUUAUUUAAAAGAAAAAAUAUCCUACUUGGAAAACGUAGAGGAAAACAUUGACAUGACGAGACAAAUUUGUGAAAAUAAGCAUGACACAGAAAGUAUGUUAAGUGAUGAGAAUCAAAAAUUUAGAGAUGAUUUAAAUUCUGCAAAAACCUGCAUCAUUAAUGAAAUGAAAUCUCUUAAACCUACAGAAGAUGAUCACGACUUCCUCGAUAAAUCUAUAAACAGUCUUUUCUUUAUGUUUUUAGAAAGAAUUACUUUAAAGGAAAAGGAAGUAAUUGACAUUAUACAAGAACAAUUCUUUUCUGAUAAAGAAAAACUUGAGAAUGAAAGACAAGAAAGUAUAAAUGCGGAAAAAUGUGUUAGAUUAUAUGCAGAAGAGCUAAAAACAGAAAUAGAAAAACUAAAAACUGAUAUAAAAAAACAAGAAACAGAACGUUAUGAAUUAUUAGAUAAAAUAUUACAUUUGGAACAUUUAUUAAGUGAAAAUAAUAAUGAAAGAGAAAUACUUGCGAAAAAAAUUCAAUCUUUUGAAAUGGAUUAUGAUAGUUCACAAAAAGAUUUUGAUAAACAUUCUGAAAUAAAAUCGCAACAAGAUGAAACUACUAUAAAUAAAAAAGAAGAAAUAUUAAUAGAGGAUAUUAUAAAAGAUAAAGAGAUUGAAUUGCAAAUAGAAAUGGAACGAAUUAGAGAAGAAUAUGAACAAAAAAUAAACAGCUUGACUACUACUUUAGAAACAUAUGAAAUAAAAAAUAUAGAGCUAAAGCAACAUUUAGAAAAUCUUGAAAUCAAUAAAAAAGAUCUACAGAAUAUGCUUACUAUAAGAACGGAUGAAUUAGCUAAAAGUAAUGAAAAUUCAGAAAAAAUAAGAUCUGAUAUUGAAUGCCUUACAAGUGCCAAUAAUGAGUUAAAUCGUGAGAUGGAAAAUAAAAAUGCAUCUAUUACUAAACUUAAUAUUGAAAUAAGAGAUUUAAUUGAAUUGGUAGAAUCAAAUAAAACAGAAAAUAUGGCAUUAAUAAAAAAAUUAGAAGGAUUUGAAAUAAAUGAAAAAAAUCUAAAUGAUAUGCUUAAUAAGAAAAUGGAUGAAUUAGUAGAGAAUAAUAAAAAUUUAAAAGAAAUGAAAACUGAGAUAGAAUAUCUCACAAAGACUUGCAAUGGAUUGAAUCAGAAAAUUGAAAAUAAAAAUGCACACAUUGCAGAAGUUACUACUCUUUUACAAAACAAAUCUGAUAUAUUGUCCGAAUAUAAAACAAAACUGGAAAGCAUUACACCAGAAUAUGAACUUUUAGAAAAACAACUCGAAGAACAAAAAUUGAUCAUACAUAAGCAUAAGUCAGAAUUAGAAAACUUGAAAGUAGACAAUGAAAUGCAUCUGACAAAUAUGAAGGAGACACUAAAUUUAGAAAACGUUAAAUAUGCAGAAUUAAAUAAACAAUUGGCAAAUUUACGUAACGAAAACAUUAUUUUACUUACAGAAUUAGAUACAUUAAAAGAACAAUAUAGUCAAUUAGAACAAAAAAAUAUAAAAUUGGAACAAAAACUUAGGAACAGUAAUAGUAAAAUGAAACUAGAAACGAACAUAGAAGAUUUACUGGAACAAAAUAAAGUGUUACAGAAUAAUUUAGAUGGUGCUUAUAAUUGUAUAACAGAAUUGAAGGAUAAGAAAAAUCAUUUAUUAGAAGAAUUGUUAACUGCAAAGGAACGACAUGAAUCUUUACUUGAAGAGAAUACAAAAAUGAAAGAAUUAUUGUCAGAUGAGAAAAAACAAAACACGCAUACGCUACAGGAACAGUAUGAUACUCUUUUAAAUGAAAAAACUAAAAUUACACUUGAAUUAGACGAAAACAAGAUAUUAUUAUGUCAAAAGGAAGAAGACUUGAAACAUUAUAUAAAUCAAUUUGAAGAAUUGAGAAGAAAAAAUCAAGAAUUAGACGAAGAAGCAGAAGAAUUGAUACGAGAAAACGAGAAAUUGACAGAAAAGAUAUAUUCAUAUUUUGAUGAUGAUGUUUCUGGUGAUAAGUUGAAGUCUCAAAUAAAUAUCUUAAAGGAAGAAAACAAGAAGUUACAAGAUGAACUUACAAAGUUUGAUGGUGUAAAUAAGUCACACAUAACGUUGCAAACUAAAAUAACUGACAAAUCAAAGAUGUUUGAUUUCAAUGAUGAAAUUGAUGAACAAGAAUGUAUUAGACAUGGAGUACUUCAACCAAAAGACCAAUUAAACUGUAAUGUUGAGUAUAGUAUGAAUGAAGAGAGCAAUAAUGAUAAACUUGCAAAUUUGAAGAAACAGAUACAAGAGCUAGAACACGAUUUGGUAUCUAAAAAUGGAAGGAUUGCAUCAUUACAAUUACAAAUACAAAGAGAAAGUUUUCCAUAUCAGAAAAAAUGUAAAGAUUUGGAAGAAAAUGUGUUAGCUUUUAAAAAUAAGAAUAUUCAACUUGAAGGUGAAAUAAAAAAACUUAGGCAUGUUAUGAGUGACAUUAAUAUGAAAGAAUGUUACAUAUGUAAAAAUCGAUAUAUUAAUACAAAAAAUCAAUAUGUUCAAACUAUACCAACUAACAAGAUACAGUUUUGUGGAACCAGUAGUGGAAUUAUUGAUGAACACAUACAAAUACAGAAAUUAGAAAAAGAAAAAUCUUUCAUGAAACAAUUGUGUCGCUCACGAUGUCGACGAAUAAAAGAGCUCGAAAAGAGAAUAUUGGAAUUUGAAAAUGCUGAAAGUUUAUCAAAACAAACAAACGUUGCUCCAAAUGAUAUAUCCUGUAACACGCCGAGAUUUUAAUCGAAUUAAGCAAACAAAAAGUUUCUAAACUAUCAUCUUCUUACGAUGUAAUAUUGUAUCUGCAUCUUGAGGAAACAUAUUCUAAAUACUUUAUGGAUAAUUAACGUUAUUACUACUACAAAGCAUUAUGUAUAUAAGAAAGUAUUAUUGAAAAUGACUAUUUUUAUAUAUUGAUUACAUGUUACAAGUACAUAAGGCAUGAUUUCUAUAAUUAGAGUUUCCAAUAGUAUUAUUACUAGAUUAUGGAUUAUUUUUAAGGGUUUGUAUCUUUAGAUAUUUUUGUAAUAAUAAUAAUUUAAAUUUAUUUUA
Messenger RNA from Vespula vulgaris, 8684 nucleotides. Its product is annotated as centromere-associated protein E. Gene Ontology annotation, molecular function: plus-end-directed microtubule motor activity; ATP binding; microtubule binding. The transcript is spliced from 13 exons. Gene Ontology annotation, cellular component: microtubule. Gene Ontology annotation, biological process: microtubule-based movement; mitotic cell cycle. The coding region runs from base 1071 to 8375 and encodes 2434 amino acids. The record is from RefSeq and is a predicted model, not a curated record. NCBI's taxonomy places the organism in Eukaryota, Metazoa, Arthropoda, Insecta, Hymenoptera, Vespidae.